Molecule: messenger RNA, 3520 nt
Organism: Megalobrama amblycephala (Wuchang bream)
Lineage: Eukaryota; Metazoa; Chordata; Actinopteri; Cypriniformes; Xenocyprididae
Gene: gng7
Product: guanine nucleotide binding protein (G protein), gamma 7
Exons: 4
Coding region: 546-752 (68 amino acids)
Biological process (GO): G protein-coupled receptor signaling pathway
Cellular component (GO): heterotrimeric G-protein complex
Molecular function (GO): G-protein beta-subunit binding
Source: RefSeq, a predicted model, not a curated record
CGUUACUGCAUUCUGCGGUGCAAGACGGGCUCGAGUUCGGUGCGCCCAAAUGUGUUGGCUAAUGAAGACUGGGUCGAUGAACCGCUGUGUAAAGUGUGCUUCUUAAACCGCUCGGCUGCUCAAAACCCGAACAACCCCAUCGAGCAGCGAAACAGUUCACCGACGGACGCAACCAAACCCGUUGGCACUCGAUGAGGGUGGAGAGGGCGAAACUGAUUGGUUUUCGAUUUUAACGAAGAGCCGCCUUAUUUGACUCAGAACCGACUCAGCUUUUUCCCAGGAGAGAAAAGCAAGUUUGUGUGCGAGAACGCUGUCACCAGUGGUGGGGGGACUGACUGGGUGGACACUGGUGCACGGAGGGGGUGGUGUUUGUUUGGUAGGGGGGGUAACAAUCUGCGCGAACCUGGCCCUUUAAAUUACCUCCACAAUCACUGUAGACGAGACAAGCAAACUUACCUGCAUCUCCCUGAGCCAGUUUUAGUCUACAGCCUCUCCAUCAUCCAGAAUUUUCUCCUUUUACUUGGCACGAUAACCGAUGGCAGAGAAUGUCGACGACUAAUAACAUAGCCCAGGCCAGGAAGUUGGUGGAGCAGCUGAGGAUCGAGGCAGGCUUCGAACGUAUUAAGGUGUCUAAGGCUGCUGCAGACCUCAUGAGUUACUGUGAGCAGCAUGCCCGCAGCGACCCUCUGCUGGUGGGGGUUCCCACCUCAGAGAAUCCUUUCAAAGACAAGAAGCCUUGCAUCAUUCUAUAGCUACUCUGUCUAGCCCAGCUACCCCAGUCCCACUUUAACCGACGCCCAUCCCCAGUCAAUGGGCAAUUCAGUCCAACACUUCUUUUUACCUGGUAUUCUCCAGAAAAUAAACGCCACACUCUCUCGGUAAAAACAAAAAGGGGCGAUAUCUGUAUACCUAGCGUCAUGUAGCCCGGCGUCGAGUGAAUCUAUAUGAAUGAAUCUGCACAGCGCGCCUGUUUACGUUCAUGCAUAUAGACGCACUUAACAGGAGGUGGCAGAUUUGGAAUUUCUAAACUGUUUCAAAAGAUUACACAGAGACUGAGAGAUCCUCCAGCAUGUUUUUUCAGUGCAGCAGCUGACCUUGUUACCAUAGGUGAUGGAGGAGAGUAAAGGAAGACAGUCAUGGUUACGCUGACUGACUAGCUGGCUAGCCCAGUCACACUGUGGUAAACGGUUGUUCAGUAUUAACCCUGCAUUGUUACGUCGAAUCUGCAAGCUAAAGGUUCAUUUUAGAUUUGUAUGGCCAAAAUUGAAUCCAGGUAUGCUUAUCUUUAUCAAAACCGCACAUUUCAUGUUCUACGAAAGGGAUUCAAGACAUUAACCAGAGUUGCCAAUAUUUUUACAUGUUUUUUUUUUUUUUUUCUUCCUCAGUCCGUUUGUGAGCUGUAGUUUUUCUUUUCAUCGAUUAAAACUCAUUAGGAUUAAUUCUUAGUUUUUUUUCUAAUGUUUAUACUAUCCUCAAACACAGUUAUAAAGGAAUGAUUUUAUAUAAUGCAGAAAAUAUAUUUACCUAAUACUAUCCUUCCCAGCCCCCUCCUAAAGUGCAGUUCUAUAUAAAAAUUUGAGCCCUAUUAUUUGUGAAAUACAAGCUGAAGGCCAAAAUUUGGUAUCAAAUAAUAAUGAAUAUUUACUAUCCUAACAGCAGAGGCUUGGACAUGCCCCAUAAAAUUUAGUCGUUUCAAAGCCCCUGCAAAGGCCGUUUUUGUUUUUCUCUGAAACCAAACUUGAUUGUAAAAUCCAUACAGAAGGAAAAAAAAAAAAAUGUAUAAACUUUCUUUUGGAUAUGUUCAGAGGUGUUAACUUUGAGAAUAGCUGUUUGGAUUUGUUUUUGUUCCAAUUUCUUCUUUCUAUGGAAACAUGGAAUCUGGUCAUUGAGUAUGAAACUGUACAGUGUUUGAUAACUAAAGCGCAUUCUCUUUUUUUUUCUUUUUUUUUUUUGUGGAUGUUUUAUCUUUUUGUAAUCUUUGUGUAAUAUUUCCGUUUCUUCCAUCAUUCAUAUUUAACCAUCGAGUUUGUCCUCUUUAAGGUGAGGCAAAAGACACGAGCGAAGGAUUUGAUGGACGGCUUCAGUGCUUGCACAUGUGAUAGUAAAAGGGUUACCUGCUCCCUCUGAGGGAAUGUGGAACAGAUUGUUGACACGAUGCCCACACAAGGUGCUUAAGGCGUUGUUCGAGGCACGCUUCAUGAGGUGGUCCGUGUUGUUAAGUCUAUCUAAAGGGCAGGAUGUUCAGUGUUAUGCAACCGGCCGUCGGGUUUGGCUCGACCUAAACAGUCACAUGCAAAAGAUGAGUGGCAUGGUCAACCCACAACUCUGAAUGUUCAAUGUGUACUCACCGAGAGUGUUUUGGGUCACCAAAAGUGACGGUUUUGCAUGUGACGAUCCCGGAACAGUCUUCAGAUAAGUGCUAAAAACAGAAUUCCCCCAUUGUCCCGCUUCAUAUGCUGGAAAAUAACAACAUAGUGCAGGAAAAAGGGUCCUGUAGUGGGACAGAGGGGGUUUGUGCUGUUGAACUGUCAUCAGCUCCUGUAUUAAGAAUGACUAAGGCAUGUGGAGGUCACGAGAUGCUGUGAGUCAUCCAGCAAACAACAGAAUCGCUCAGUGGACAGAGCUGCUCCAGCGACAUCACUUCCUGUCAGUCCUGAACAGAGCAGUGUAGUGGCUUUUUUCAUUUCAAAAUAACUUGAGAGAGAUGGAGAAAAAGCAUCGUGUUAUAUAACGAAUGAUUAGAAUUGAAUCGCUUCAAGUGUUCCGUUAAUUCUCUGACUUUUCCAUUGCUAGCCAUGUUAUUGCAAAGGAAGAGCCACACUGAAGUCCGCAUUUCAGGCCAAGUGCGAAGUUCUCAAAGCUAGCGCUACUUUUGACCAGUCACCAAACCACAUUUGAUGGUAUUACACUGGAGCAAACACUGUGAACGUCAGCUAAGUUAGCUUGUAAGCAUUGAGUUCUCCACCAUCUUGACUCACAGUGUCGGGAUACACUUUAAGCGCUUACGUCCUGAAGUAACACCCCACACUUAGGUGUAAUAAGAAAACGUCUUGCUAAAUCGUGAGACCCGUUGUUUGCGAGCGCCAGGACACGUGAGCGUUGCGCGCAGCGAGAACACUUAAGGUGCUCAGAAGGCCGUGAUACCUUAACCUCAAUUCCUCGUUCCCAGACGUUGUUUGACUUCACACACCAUCGAGCUCUUUCAUGACCAUGAGAGGUGAGAUUUAGGCUUUGUGUGGGUAAUAUCUGUAGCCGAGUCCUUAGCCAGUAGAUUUCAAUCUCAGCCUGUCCCAUUAACUUUGUGUUUUUUCCUGUGUAUGCAUAUGUAUCUUUCUGCCUUGAUUAUGAAGAAAUAUAUCUAUUUUUUGUAAUUGUUCUUCUCGGAUGUGCCAUAAAUCAUGUUUUCUUGCACAAUGUUAAUAUUUUGUGGAUAUUGCUGUUUAAAAAUGAUGAUAUCGGAAAAAGUAGAUGAAAUAAAAUAAAGACAAAAUGUUACUCUGCAUUGAUGCGGAUCUGUUUA